AUGCCUUGUCCUAGAGGAGAUGCAUCAAACUUUUAUUACGUGUCAAAAUUAAAUACGUAUAAUUUCACAAUAUGCGAUAUCAAAUCUAAAGACACUGCAUGUUAUGUCUGGCAUGAAGGUGAAGCUAAACGCGGUGCUAUAGAAAUAGGAUCUUGUUUGCUUAAAUACAUACAGAAUUUAAAGCUUAAAGCUGAAGAACUAGAUUCAAAAUUAGAUAUAGUCUUUUAUUCCGACAAUUGCUGUGGCCAGCAAAAGAACCAGUACAUAAUAGCUCUUUAUGUAUAUGCAGUUUACCAUCUCGAUUUUAUUAAUUCAAUAACCCACAAAUACUUAAUAAAAGGGCACACCCAAAAUGAGGGUGAUAAUGUCCACUCCCUUAUUGAAAGAGGAGUAGGUAAAGCUCUAAAGUCUGGACCCAUAUAUACACCUGACCAGUAUGUGCACAUUAUAAGAAAUGCUAAAAAAUCUGGUAAAGCCUAUCAAGUAAAUGAAUUAGUACACGAAGAUUUUUUUGAUAUAAAAGCGUUGGCUUCAUCGAUAGGCAAAAAUUUUUCUAAGAAUAUGGACAAAGAAACGUUAAAGCUAGGAGACGUCAAAAUUUUAAAGGUGGAAUCUAAUGACUCUAGUUACUGUUUUUCCUAUAAAACAUCGUACGAGGACACAGAGUUUAAAACAGUCAUGAUAGAUAAAAUUGGUAAGACAAGAAACACUGCCAAUAAUAUCACUGUUAAAAAGGCAUACAGAGAAAAAAUCCCAAUAUGUGAGAAGAAGAAGAAGGAACCACCUUCAAGAUUAACAAUUACACGCAUACGAGACAAAUUCGAAGUUCAUGGAACAGUGUGUGAUGUGCAUAAAGGUCAUUCAGGUCGGCCUCGAACAGCUACAAGUGAUGAGUCAUCAACGGCAGUCUUGGAACUGUUUCAACGCUCUCCUAACAAAUCUUCAAGGCAAGGGGCACGUGAAAGUGAUGUAAGUGCUAGCAGCGUGCUACGCAUUCUGAAGAGAGGCAAGUAUCGUGUUUACAUUCCAAAGCUGGUGCAACAGCUAAAUGACGACGAUCCAGAUCGAAGGUUGCAAUUUUGUGAAUGGAUUCAGGAGAUGGUGAUACGUGAACCGGGAUUUAUGGGUAGCAUCAUUUGGUCGGAUGAAGCCCAAUUCAAACUUAAUGGAACUGUCAAUAGGCACAAUUGUGUUUACUGGGGUGAAGAAAAUCCUCACAUUACAAUUGAAAAAGCUAUAAAUUUGCCUGGUAUAAAUGUGUGGUGCGGUUUGUCUUCAAGGGGACUCAUUGGACCUUUUCGAUUUGAAGGCACUGUAACUGGUAUUAAUUACCUAACAAUGCUUGCUGAUUCCAUAUUUCCUGCCAUUCGUGCAUUAUACGGUAAUGAUGAUUUUUAUUUUCAACAAGAUGGUGCUCCGCCGCAUUAUCACAGGGACGUACGAGCUUACCUGGAUCAAAAUUUGUCGGGCCAGUGGAUAGGACGCAGGGGGCCAAUCGAGUUUCCAGCACGCUCUCCAGACCUUACACCACUGGAUUUCUUCUUGUGGGGCACAGUAAAAGAUGAGGUGUACAAACGUAAACCACGUAACCUAGACAUUCUUUGGAAUGAGAUUCAAGCAGUGUGUAGAGAAAUCUCAUUGGACGUUUUGAUACGAUGUACAGAAUCUGUGGUGACUCGUACUCAGAAUUGUAUUGAUGCUGCAGGUCACCAAUUUGAACAGUAUUAA
Parnassius mnemosyne (clouded apollo) is the source of this 1728-nucleotide messenger RNA. Lineage: Eukaryota; Metazoa; Arthropoda; Insecta; Lepidoptera; Papilionidae. The record is from the annotation of a GenBank genome assembly.